This is a messenger RNA of Salarias fasciatus (jewelled blenny), 3937 nucleotides long. It is a transcript of the gene larp1b, whose product is annotated as La ribonucleoprotein 1B. The record is from RefSeq and is a predicted model, not a curated record. The transcript has 19 exons. Lineage: Eukaryota; Metazoa; Chordata; Actinopteri; Blenniiformes; Blenniidae. Gene Ontology annotation, cellular component: cytoplasmic stress granule; cytosol. Gene Ontology annotation, molecular function: RNA cap binding. Gene Ontology annotation, biological process: positive regulation of translation; mRNA stabilization. Bases 417 to 3632 code for a protein of 1071 amino acids.
GCAGGCUGCACGAGCUCCGGACUGUCGCGUGGAGCUCACUCUCAGAGAGGAGGUCGCUGUAGAAGUUUAUCCAAAAAAAGUUACUGAAACUCGCAGGAGGGUCGAUUCGGCGCGUGUUGUUUGCAUGGUGACAACGUGCGGACUCAAAGGUAACGAUUUGUUGGUAUGAAAGUGUCGAACGGAGCGGAAAACGAACACUUUUAGCUCGGGGCUCGCCUGCUAACAGUUAGCUGCGUUAGCUGCUAGGCUAGCUGCUAGCAGCGAGGUCCAGCCCAGAAGUUGUUUACCUGAAGUUCACCUGGACUUGUGGAGGUGCUCUCCCCCCGAGCUUCACCUCUCAUUUCUCUGGGAUAAGAGCGCGGGGACCAGAGAGGCACACUGGAUUUAACACCGCACGCUGUUAGGAAACUAGCAGGAUGUCCACAGAGGUUGACUCGGGUUUGACAGCGGCCAGCUCCGGCGGAGCAGCGGAGAAGUACCACAACAAGUCCGAGGAGGGUCACCUGCAGACGGAGCAGGGCGAGCCUGGCCAGAGGGGUUCCGAGAAGCCGGCCGGGGACGAGGCUGCCAGAAGCCCCGCAGACACGCACAAGAAAUGCAAAGAAAACGAUAAAGAGAACGAGCAGAGCGGCGGCGCGGAGUCGGCUGCCGAGACGGUGAAGAGGAAAGUGGUGGAGGCUCCUCCGCCCAAAGUCAACCCGUGGACGAAGAGGACCACGGGCAGAGUGCCAGUGAACAACAUCAGCUCCUCCAGCACGCAGGAGAAAGAUCAGCAGAACGCUCUGAAAGUGGUCCGAGCCGCCAAGCCCAGGACGAGAAAAUCCAGCAAGUCCGGCGACUUCAGUGACAUUACCAACUGGCCGACUCCCGGGGAGCUGGCCAAAGAGCAGCAGCAGAAUGUGGUGAACAACGGGAAGAAGCCGCCGUCGUCGCGCCGGGAGAAGGACAAGAGGAGAGAGCGUCCGGACAGGAAGUCCGAGAGCAGCCACGACGGCGGCGAGAGCAAAGAGAACCAGGAGGCUCAGCCCGACCCGCUGGAGACCCUCCCCAAAGACGAGGCGUCCCGGGCGGGACAGGACGCCCGAAGCGCCGGCCUGAAGAAGAAAGGAGGUGAGGGUAACAAACGUAAGUGGGUUUCUCUGCCGCUGGAGGAAGUGUCCCGGGACGACGGCGACAAGACAUCGGGUGGCGGCGGCGGCGGCCCGGCCCGCCUGGACGCAGAGCCCAGCAGCGACUCCGCCGACCCCUCCUCGCCCGGUCGAACGCUCCACCUUAGCAGGGCGGAUAGCAGCAGGAGUUGGAGGAGAGACCCGCGGGACUUGGGAGACGACGCCUCCAGCGUGCGGAGCGACGGCGGGAGCGUCCGCGGAGGAAUCCGGGGCCGGGGGAAAGGUCGCGGCCGCGGGAGAGGUCGUGGACGAGGUCGCUACGAAUACUCGUCCAGCUUCCGAGACUCUCACUCCUCCGACGUUCAGGUGCCGUCGGAGUUCGGCACCAACAUGGUUUACUACUACGACGACGGAAACAAGGUGCAGAUGUACACGGUGGACGAGAAACUCCUGAAGGAAUACAUCAAGCGGCAGAUUGAAUACUACUUCAGCCUCCACAACCUGGAGCGGGACUUCUUCCUGAGGAGGAAGAUGGACGCCCAGGGCUUCCUGCCCAUCUCGCUCAUCGCCAGCUUCCACCGGGUCCAGGCCCUGACCACGGACAUCAGCCUCAUCGUGGAGGCCCUGAAGAGCAGCAAAGAGGUGGAGCUGCUGGACGACAGGGUUCGCUGCAAAGUGGACCCGGAGCGCUGGCCCAUCGCCGUCCCCCCCAUCGUGGGCUCCCCCCGCACCGACUUCUCCCAGCUCAUCAACUGCCCCGAGUUCGUCCCUCGACAGACCCUCAGCUCCACCAACUCGGCUUCGCCGCCUGAGAAGGAGCCCCCUCCCGACUCCACCCAGCCCCCGAACCCAGCUGCUCCCGGCGCCUCCCCCUCCGAAGACGCCCCCACGCCCAAACUCGACCCCGACGCCUGGAUCCAGGUGGAGAAACGCCACCGACAGCCGCCCGGGAAGGCAAAGGCCGACAGCAAGCCGCCGCCGCUGCCACCUCCCAGCCAGCAGCCCGAGCCCGACCAGGAGGAGCUGGACUUCAUGUUCGACGAGGAGAUGGAGCAGAUGGCGCCCAGGAAGAACCGGUUCACCGACUGGUCGGACGACGACGACUCCGACUACGAGCUGGACGACCAGGACGUCAACAAGAUCCUCAUCGUCACCCAGACGCCGCCCUACCUCCGCAAGCACCCCGGCGGCGACCGCACGGGGAACCACGAGUCCCGCGCCAAGCUGACGGCCGACCUGGCCAAAGCCAUCAACGACGGGCUGUACUACUACGAGCAGGACCUGUGGAAGGGCGAGGAGCAGGUGGAGUGCAGCAAGCAGGACGUGGAGAACUUCAAGAAGCUGAACGUCAUCAGUAAAGACGAGUUCGACACCCUCGCCCCCAAAGUGCCCGUCGACUCCAGCCAGGAAGUCCCGCUCCCUCCCAUGACAGUGGACAGCGGAGCUGAAAUGGCUCGUUCUCUCCCUAAAACGGUCCCCGAGUCGCCCAGCUCCCAGCAGCCCCGGACCCCCCGGACGCCCCGCACCCCCGGACGCCAGGACCCCAACAAGACGCCGCGUUUCUACCCCGUCAUGAAGGAGAGCGGCGCCAUCGACGGACAGAUGCCCAGGAAGAAGAAGACCCGCCACAGUUCCAACCCCCCUCAGGAGGCCCACAUCGGCUGGGUGAUGGACUCCCGUGAGCACCGGCCGCGCUCGGCGUCCAUCAGCAGCUCCAACGCGUCUCCGUCCGAAGGCGCUCCGCUGACGGGCAGCUACGGCUGCACGCCGCAGUCUCUGCCCAAGUUCUGGCACCCCUCCCACGAGCUGCUGAGGGACAACGGCUUCACCCAGCAGGGAUACCACAAGUACCGCCGACGGUGCCUCAACGAGAGGAAACGGUUGGGGAUCGGACAGUCUCAGGAGAUGAACACUCUCUUCAGGUUCUGGUCCUUCUUCCUCAGGGACAACUUCAACAGGAAGAUGUACGAGGAGUUCAAACAGUACGCGCUGGAAGACGCCAAAGAUAACUACAGGUACGGACUGGAGUGCCUCUUCAGAUACUACAGCUACGGUUUGGAGAAGAGAUUCAGGUUAGAUCUGUUCAAGGACUUCCAGGAGGAAACCCUCAGAGACUUCGAGAGAGGUCAGCUGUACGGUCUGGAGAAGUUCUGGGCCUUCCUGAAGUAUUCCAAGAUGAAGAACCAGCCCAUCGAGCCCAAACUGCAGGAGCACCUCUCCCAGUUCAAGAACCUGGAGGACUUCAGGGUGGUGCCGCCGAUGGGAGAGGAAGGCGGCAGGAGGAGACGCCACUCAUCCUCGGCCGGGGACGACGGGCGGCGUCGGAGACAUCCUUCCAACACUACCUCAAAGUCCUCACAAGCCUCCAAAUCCUCCAGCAUGGCCGCCGCCGCCGCCUCCUCCAGCGACGCCGCACAGACUACGCCCAAAGACAACGCCCAGAAGGCAGCGGCUCCGCCCACCCAGGGCAAGAAGAGCGACGCCCGGGCCGCCAAGAAGGACGGCGGCGCCACGAAUAAAUGAAGCGGCCCUCCGCUGGGCGUGUGUGUAGAUGCGAAGAGGCGAGGCGAAGCGAGGCGAGGCGGCAGCUCUCAGCUCAGCUGCAGUCUUCUUCAGAGGAUGAAGGCAGGCUGAGCCAGGUCGACUUAAUUUGAUCCUUCUUAUCAGUGCAUUUCAUUCUAAAGCAAAGCGUAGGCAGCGAGCGGCCUGACGGCUCGUAGCGUUUACAGAAAAACACACAAAAAAAAAAAGAAAUGCAUUCCCUGCAUUUUGCCUUUUCACUCGGAUGCCAAACUCCUCGGCGACGCGGCUUCAUGAUUUUAAAUGGA